AUGAGAUGUGUAUUUGUGUUGUGGUUAUGUUUAGUCACUUAUCUAGCUACUAUUUCUGAACAAUUUGAGUCUAUUCCUAAGUAUACAAAGUCUGAUCUAGUUAGUCCUGAUCCAAUUCUACUUUUUAUCUACUAUGAUGGUCAAGAUAAAGGCAAAUGUAUGGCUUGUGAAGGAUAUAAACAAUGGUUAACUCAAUUACGUCAUCAAAUUGGUGUAUUUAAAAUCAAAAGACUUAAUUUCUAUACUUCACCUACUUUAGUGUUAAGAUUUAAAACAACUAACUUUCCUACCUUCUUCCUACAAUAUCAGCAAGAGUUCAAAAACAUCACUGAUGUUGAUUUCUUUAAUUUAGGACUACGAUAUCACAACAAUCGAUAUGCUAAUGAUAUUGAUGCUAUUCUUAAAAAUCCACAAGUUCUUGAUAGGAUAACUACUCUUAAAGGUCUAAAAGCCCCAUCUUCCAUUUGCUCUUUGAUUUAUGCCCAAGUCCUAGCUGUCUUACUAAGUACAGCCCAUUGUCUGGACAUUCUUCAUGCCCUUAUACCCUACUGGGUACUCUUCCUGACCAUACUUGUUCUUCUUCUAGCUGCCCGUCUUUGCAAACGAUCGCCUACAACUACUGCCGAUCAGAAGAAUAAAUAG
Molecule: messenger RNA, 642 nt
Organism: Nematocida homosporus
Lineage: Eukaryota; Fungi; Microsporidia
Exons: 1
Coding region: 1-642 (213 amino acids)
Source: RefSeq, a predicted model, not a curated record